Cuscuta campestris is the source of this 408-nucleotide messenger RNA. The record is from the annotation of a GenBank genome assembly. NCBI's taxonomy places the organism in Eukaryota, Viridiplantae, Streptophyta, Magnoliopsida, Solanales, Convolvulaceae.
AGCAGCGGGCGAGGAAAAAAAGGGUCGCGAGGCAUUCUGCGAGUCACUUCGCUUUGCGUGGCGGAUGCGAGGCAAAAUUGAAGCAGCAAAAUACAAUUACUCUCUUGGAAAAUCAUGGGUCGCUCUCUUCUCCGCGCUAGGCUUCUCCGACCCCUGGUUUCUUCUCUUCUCUGCGAUAGUCUUUUCUGGCCAUAAUCCUUCACCUACAACCCACAGUGAACUGUUACAUGGAAAUGUUGCAAACCAUAUUGGAGCGGCUUGGGCCAAGUGGUUGGCUUCAGUGGUUUUAUGCGACAAGAAGAUUUCAGCUAGGAUGAAGGGGAAGUUCUAUCAGUACCGGUCUAUAGUCAGACCAGCUAUCAUGCACGAUGCGAAGUGCUAGGCAGUUAAGAAAAGAAGAAUAUGUAU